AAAACUUUAUUUUUUUAUUACAGAUUUUUAUUUACAAGAUAUAUGCAUAGGUGAUUUUUCAGCAUUGACAGUUGCAAAUCCUUUUGUUCCAACUAAAACGUUAAUAAACUUCCACGUUCAGGAACCCUGCUCUGUCCUUUAGCUGUUUCGUUUUUCUUCCUUGUCUGUAUACACCUGGCUCGCUGUUGCAGCGAACUCCGACCCUGCCAGGAUGACAAUUUUCCUUCAAGGUUCCACUCCUGGACUCCGUACUCUCGUCCUCUUCCAGGAAGUCUGCCUUGAUCUCAAUCAGCUAAAACCGAUCCCUCCCUCCUGUUCCUCGAGCUCAAAGAACGAGUCUUACUUUUGCUCCACGCCCUGCUACCAGCGAGUUUAUCUCAGAUUUAAUCCUAUCUCUCAGAGCAGCAAGAAUUUAAUCUUUGAUUGUUCAGCUGGCUUUGUAAACUUUAAGUGAAAGUCAAAAGAAAGCCGAUCUUAGAGUCGGAAGACCUAGGCAAGUAAGUUCUCUUGGAGGCUUUUUCCUGCAUCUGCAAAGCGACACGUUCCGAUUCGUUGGCUUCUAAGGUCUCUUCCAGGUUUAAAUCGGGUCCUCUGACUAUUAGGACUGAAUGGGUUGAGAAACACAGGCCGGGCCUGGAUUGGGAGUCAGGAGACCCAGAUUCCGAGCACCUGUUCUACCAUUUACUGGCCUGUGACCUUGCAUGCCCUCUCUGGGCGAGGAGAGGUCGGACGCGUGGCCUCUAACCAUCCCCGAGCGUCCGAUCUCAGGUGGUCGGACUCCAACCCUUUCCUCAGCCGGGGCUCGGGCUCUUUCCCCGUGGGCAGCGUUCGGGAACACCCCCGCCCCGCCCCGAAUCCGACUCCAGGCUGCCCGGAAGAGCUGGAUCAGGAAGCAGCCGCAGGAAACCGCUAGGGAGGAUCCGUUCUCCCGGGAGGCAGAGUGGGAGUGGGAGGGGGCUCCCUGCCGCGAGCGCAGAGGAGGCGUGUCGAGAUUCCGGGGCUGCGCGCGCUCUCCCGGGGAGGCCCGAGCCGAGCCGGGCUGCGCGCGGAGGGGCGGGCCUGCUUCCUUCCCCUAGGAGCCGGAAGCCGGCUGCCAGCUGCGGGAACGCGCUCCGUUGGAGCGGAGCCGGCCGCUUCGCAGCGCCUCUGGGCUGGCGGCUGGAUGGGGGCUCGGAGCACGUGGGCCGCGGCGCCGCUGCUGCCGCUCGUCGCCCUCCUGCCGCCGACCUUCGCCUCCUGCCUCUUCUCGGUGGACGCCUCCACAGCCACGGGGCAGCUGAAGCCUUUCUGGAGGAGCACCGGCUUCUGCCCACCUUUGCCUCAUGAAAAGUCAGACCGAUAUGAUCUCAGCAAAGACCAACAGCUCAAUCUUGCCUAUAUUGCAUCUAUCCCUCAUGGGGGCAUCGAACAGGUCAGAACUCAUUGGUUACUGGACCUCAUCACAGCCAGUGUCAUUGAUGGAGACCUUCGUUACAACUUUACCAACCUGGAUAGAUUUUUGGAUCUUCUCCAGGAGAAUAAACUCAUUCCAGGAUUUGAAUUGAUGGGGAGCCCAUCCGGAUACUUUACUGACUUUGAAGAUAAGAAGCAGGUGUAUGAAUGGAAGAAUCUGGUCACCCUAUUGGCUAAGAGAUAUAUUGAGAAGUACGGCUUGCACCAUGUCUCCAGAUGGAAUUUUGAAACUUGGAAUGAGCCAGAUCAUCACGACUUUGACAAUGUGUCCAUGACGAUUCAAGGCUUCCUGAACUAUUAUGAUGCCUGCUCAGAAGGCCUGAGGGAAGCAAGCUCGAGGCUGAAGUUUGGAGGACCUGGUGACUCCUUCCAUCCGUUCCCUAAGUCCCCCAUUUGCUGGAACUUACUCAGCCACUGCUACAAUGGGACAAACUUCUUCACGGGUGAGAAAGGCGUGCGCCUGGAUUAUAUCUCCUUGCACCGGAAGGGUGGGGGCAGCUCUCUCUACAUCCUUGAGCAGGAAAAGGAAGUUGUCCAGCAGAUCCAGAGCCUUUUCCCCAAUUUCUCCCAUGUCCCCAUUUAUAACGAUGAGGCUGACCCUCUGGUGGGCUGGUCCCAGCCUCAGAUCUGGAGAGCGGAUGUGACCUAUGCAUCGAUGGUUGUGAAGGUCAUAGCCCAGCAUCAGACCUUGCUGUCCGAGCCCAACAAUACCCUGAACUAUACCCUGCUGAGCAAUGAUAAUGCCUUCCUGAGCUACCACCCACACCACUUUACUCAGAGGACACUGACUGCCCGCUUCCAGAUGAACAACACAGAGCCGCCCCAUGUGCACCUAGUCCGAAAGCCAGUGCUCACUGCCAUGGGGCUGCUGGCCCUGCUGGGUGGAACUCAGCUGUGGACAGAAGCUCGCUGUGAGGGGCUGCUGGUGGACAGCAAUCACACACUGGGAGUACUAGCCACCUCUCACUGGCCUGAGGAGCCAUCUUCACUAGACAGCUGGCAGGCCACAGUGCUGGUAUAUGCCAGUGAUGACAAUCAGACAUCUGCCAAUCUCAGCACUGUCACUAUACAGCUCAACAAUGUCCCACCAGCUACAGAUCUUGUCUACAUGACCUACUAUAUGGACAAUAAUCUCACCAACCCUUACCUGGAGUGGAAGAAACUUGGCUCACCUGUCUUCCCUACUAUAAAGCAAUUUCAGCAGAUGAGAGAGACUGAGGAUGCUGUAGCCACAGGCCCAUUUCCAUUUCCUGAAAAUGGCCAGCUGACCCUAAAGCAGGAGCUUUCGAUACCCUCAAUUCUUCUCCUUCAUGUGUGUUCAAAGCCACACCUGCCUCCAGACCAGGUGAAUGGUGUCCGAAUCUUGCCUCUCACGAGAGGGCAGAUCACUCUGAUCUGGGAUGAUGCCUGCGUGAAUUCCAAAUGUCUGAGGACAUAUGACGUUGAAUUCUCCCAACACGGACAUAUAUACAGAGGAAUCAAAAGGAAGGAGUCAACUUUUAACCUUUUUGUCUUUGCUCCAGAUAACGCCAACGUCACUGGCUUCUACCGGCUCCGUGCUGUGGAUUACUGGGGCCGUCCAGGCCCGUUCUCCACCCCUGUUUACUACAAAGAGGCAGCUGCAUGAGGUGGGCAGCGAUCCGUGAGACGACCCUCCGCUGGAGACCUGCGCAGGCUGGGAGUUCUGGGACUGAUGCUCCUGGGGCGGGUACUUGUGGUGCCAAGGACUCCAAGUGGACUUAAAGUCACAUGACCCAGGCUUUGAGCUUGGGCACAUCUUGGACCUCGGUUUCCUCAUCUGUAAAUUGGAACAAUUAUAUUUGUACUACUGA
Molecule: messenger RNA, 3284 nt
Organism: Antechinus flavipes (yellow-footed antechinus)
Lineage: Eukaryota; Metazoa; Chordata; Mammalia; Dasyuromorphia; Dasyuridae
Gene: IDUA
Product: alpha-L-iduronidase
Exons: 14
Coding region: 1163-3079 (638 amino acids)
Biological process (GO): carbohydrate metabolic process
Molecular function (GO): L-iduronidase activity
Source: RefSeq, a predicted model, not a curated record